CGCCGCCUCCUGCUCCUCCCGCUCCUCCCGCUCCUCCCGCCGCCGCCGCUGCCGCCGCCGCCGCCGCCGCCGCCCUGAGUCACUGCCUGCGCAGCUCCGGCCGCCCGGCUCCGCGUUCGAGCCUCCUGGAACGAUAUUUGGAGUUCUUCUUACAAGAUGGCAGACAUGGACAACAAAGAACAGUCUGAACUUGAUCAAGAUUUGGAUGACGUUGAAGAAGUAGAAGAAGAAGAAACGGGUGAAGAAACAAAAAUCAAAGCGCGUCAGCUGACUGUUCAGAUGAUGCAAAAUCCUCAGAUUCUUGCAGCCCUUCAGGAAAGACUGGAUGGUCUGGUAGACACACCAACAGGAUACAUUGAAAGCUUGCCUAAAGUAGUCAAAAGACGAGUGAAUGCUCUCAAAAACCUUCAAGUGAAAUGUGCACAGAUAGAAGCCAAAUUCUAUGAGGAAGUUCAUGAUCUCGAGAGGAAGUAUGCUGUGCUCUAUCAGCCUUUAUUUGAUAAGCGAUUUGAGAUCAUUAAUGCAAUUUAUGAACCUACAGAAGAAGAGUGUGAAUGGAAACCAGAUGAGGAAGAAGAAGUUGCAGAGGAAAUGAAAGAAAAGGCCAAGAUUGAAGAUGAGAAAAAGGAUGAAGAGAAAGAAGACCCUAAAGGGAUUCCUGAAUUUUGGUUGACAGUUUUUAAGAAUGUGGAUUUGCUCAGUGAUAUGGUUCAGGAACAUGAUGAACCUAUCCUGAAGCACUUGAAAGAUAUUAAAGUGAAGUUCUCAGAUGCUGGCCAGCCUAUGAGUUUUAUCUUAGAAUUUCACUUUGAACCCAAUGAAUAUUUCACAAAUGAAGUGUUAACAAAGACUUACAGGAUGAGGUCAGAACCAGAUGAUUCUGAUCCCUUUUCUUUUGAUGGACCAGAAAUUAUGGGUUGUACAGGGUGCCAGAUAGAUUGGAAAAAAGGAAAGAAUGUUACUUUGAAAACCAUUAAAAAGAAGCAGAAACACAAGGGACGUGGGACAGUUCGAACUGUGACUAAAACAGUUUCCAAUGAUUCUUUCUUUAAUUUUUUUACCCCUCCUGAAGUCCCUGAGAAUGGAGAUCUGGAUGACGAUGCUGAAGUUAUCCUGGCUGCAGACUUUGAAAUUGGUCACUUUUUACGGGAGCGGAUAAUCCCAAGAUCAGUGUUAUACUUUACUGGCGAGGCUAUUGAGGAUGAUGACGAUGAUUAUGAUGAAGAAGGUGAAGAAGCUGAUGAGGAAGGGGAAGAAGAAGGAGAUGAGGAAAACGAUCCUGACUAUGACCCAAAGAAGGAUCAGAACCCAGCAGAGUGCAAGCAGCAGUGAAGCAGGAAGUCUGGCCCCGAGGACGGCCUACCCUGUAAUAGCCUAAACCCGACUGUCUCUUACUUACAGCCUUAUGUUUUGUACUUUCUUGGUAGACUCAGUAAGUUUUUAAAGGAAAGGAAAUGGAUAUUUUAAAGACCAAUUUGUUCUACCUAGCAUCCCAACUAGAGUUCUGUCAGAUAUGUUGAAUGCAUAAAUCCUUGCUAAUGCAUGUCCGUUUAUUGCUGCAGCUUGGUUCUUCUGGAAUAUUUUCACCAUAUUGGAAUACAGUUAUGAAAGUCAGCUGUUGAGCAUAUUGUUUGGUGUAGCUGUUUGUUUCCUAAAGAACCAAAGUUGUUUGCAGCUGAUAGAACAGGUUGGAGUCUGCCUGCAUUAGCUCCUGCUUCUGUUACGUCGUUAGGGGAUGAUGCGGUGACUGACAGAUUGGAGGAAAGGAAAUGGUGGUGACGAAUUUCCAGUUAAGAUCAAACCUUCUAACAGAUUAUUAAGGGAGUUUUAUAUUUUAUCAUAGCAAGGUGAACAAACCCUAGGUUUUUUUGUUGUGUUUUCAGAAGUUAAUCUGAUAGUAUUUAAAUGUACUUUGAAAAUUAACCUCCAUUAAUUAUCUUUUCUUUGUGGUAGGGCCUACCCUUCUGCUUUCCUGGAAAGGAUGGAUUUACAUCAUUUGAACCUAUUUUGAAUUUUCUCGUUUGUUUGCCUAAUUUUGUUUUUAUAGCCUAAAAUAAAAAUGUUCUACAGUCUUA
Molecule: messenger RNA, 2075 nt
Organism: Peromyscus californicus insignis
Lineage: Eukaryota; Metazoa; Chordata; Mammalia; Rodentia; Cricetidae
Gene: Nap1l1
Product: nucleosome assembly protein 1 like 1
Exons: 15
Coding region: 157-1332 (391 amino acids)
Biological process (GO): nucleosome assembly
Cellular component (GO): nucleus; chromatin
Molecular function (GO): histone binding; chromatin binding
Source: RefSeq, a predicted model, not a curated record